UUCCCAGUGUUUGCAGGUCCAACAGAACAGAACAAGCGAGUAGCAUGGCGGUCCGUUGACGCGCUCCGACUUGUCGUCGCUCGCCUCCUCUCCUCAUCUUCGUCUAACAAAAACUGCAUCAACAAAUACUUGGAAACGCCAUACAUCGGAUUAAAACCCCCACCCGACAUAACAGAACUCCAUUUUCGAUUUUUCAUAAUAGGUGGGGGGGAGGCUAGUAGUGUUAGUAGUAGUAGUAGUAGUAGUAGUAGUAGUACUGUAGUAGUAGUAGCGGGGAAGCUUGCUAACUAGUAAAGCUAGCCACAACUGGUCGAAGAGGGACACGAGCGGUAAACGAAGAGCUCAUGCCCAGGCCGUGGCCCUAACCAAGGAAUGGCAGCGACGUGACACGGGUGGAGCGAGCGUCAUGUUUUUCUGCUGAAGCCACCGGGGCCGAGCGCUCGCAAGCAUGGAUGAGUCGGUGCUGUUGGACCUGCUGGAGUGCCCCGUGUGCCUGGAGCGUCUGGACGCGUCGGCCAAGGUUCUGCCCUGUCAGCACACCUUCUGCCGACGCUGCCUGCAGGGCAUCGUGGGUUCCCGAGGCGAGCUGCGCUGCCCGGAGUGCCGCACGCUGGUGGAGUGCGCCGUGGACGAGCUGCCCAGCAACAUCCUGCUAGUGCGCCUCCUAGAUGGGAUCAAGCAGAGGCCGCGCAGACCCGCACCCACCAACGGCACCGCCGGAGCAGCGGCGCGGGCGCACGGCAGCGGAUCUCGGAACGACCAGGGCGCCCCUGGACCCCAACCCCAGCGGGGACUGGCCAAGAGCACUCUUGUCCGGGCCAUCCCACAGCUGCCGUGCGCCAAAGCGCUCUACAACUACGACGGCAAGGAGCCGGGCGACCUCAAGUUCAGCAAGGGCGACGUCAUCAUCCUGCGCCGGCAGGUGGACGAGAACUGGUACCAUGGCGAGAUGGGCGGCGUGCACGGCUUCUUCCCAACCAACUUUGUGCAAGUCAUCAAGCCGCUGCCGCAGCCGCCGCCACAGUGCAAGGCGCUCUACGACUUUGAGCUCAAGGACAAAGAGGCCGAUAAGGACUGCCUGCCGUUCGCCAAGGACGAUAUUCUCACUGUCAUCCGCCGCGUGGACGAAAACUGGGCAGAGGGAAUGCUGGGAGAUAAAAUUGGGAUUUUCCCCAUCUCAUACGUGGAGUUCAACUCUGCCGCCCGGCAGCUCAUCGAGUUGGACAAGCCCUCCGACCACAACGGCGAGUCGGGCGAGGGGGCCUCCUCGGGGCCCCAGAACAAUGGCGGCCAUCGGGACAAGAAGAAUAGCAAGAAGCGACAUUCCUUCACCUCUCUCACCAUGUCCCACAAACCUGUGCUGGCUCCGCCCCCGCAACGCCACUCUAUGGAGAUCAGCGGCCCGGUACUCAUCAGCUCCAGCAAUCCCACUGCCGCCGCCCGCAUUGGCGAGAUCAGUGGUGGGCUCUCCUGCAGCGCACCUUCACAGGUACACAUUUGCACAACCGGACUGAUUGUGACUCCGCCCCCGAGCAGUCCCGUCACCACAGCAACGGUCUUCACGUUUCCUUCGGACACCUGCUACGCACCCAUUCCGCUGGACGCUCUCCCACCACCGCCACCUCCUCCGCCGCAGUCGUCCACCGGAGGCGCUGGUUACUCGCCGGUGGCGGGGCAAAGACCCUCCCCUAGCGUCAAUGAUCAAGGCAGCAGACAAAGACCCACAGUAUAUGUGGCCAUGUUCCCCUAUGCCCCCCGCAAGGAGGACGAGCUGGAGCUCAGGAAGGGUGAGAUGUUCCUGGUGCUGGAGCGCUGUCAAGACGGCUGGUUCAAGGGCACGUCCAUGCACACCGGCAAGAUCGGAGUGUUCCCGGGAAACUACAUGAGUCCAGUCAGCAGGACUGCGUCGGGGAGCAACCAGUCCAAAGUACCCAUGAGCCUGUGCACGCAGGCGGGCAGAGGGAUCACCAUCGUCAGCCCCUCGUCGGGCCACCACGUAGCCAUUGUGGCGGGCCCGGACUCUGGCAAACAUCCUUCUGCCGUGAACUCCGUCACCUCCGCCGCCACUGCUCAGUCGGCAGUGCCGGUGACAGCAGCUCAGACGGCCACUGGCCAGCAGCCCAAAGUGCCGCUUAACGUCAACUCGCAGAUGACGGUGAAUCAGGCUCGCAACGCCGUCAGGACGGCCGCAUGCCACGGUCAGGACCGGCCCACCACAGCCGUCCCAGCCAUCCAGUCCGCGCCAGCCGGAACCUACCUCCCACACCUCACUGCGUGUUCCCAGCCCUCCCCCGGCCCCGCUCAGGGCUGCGCCCGGGCGUCGGUGGCACUUGGGUGCGCCGCCGCCUCCCUCACCCCGCCCAAUGUCAGCGCUGCCUCCCUGGACGGUGACACCUUGAGGCCUGUGCCCGUCCUCGCCGGGAACGCUUCUGCUCUCAGUGCCGCCCUUGCAUGCCGCCUGGACAAGGACAUCAAGAGGGAAAAGAAAAGUCUUCUAAAGCUGCUGUCCAACAAGAAGAAGUCUCGUCAGUCGCCACCUUCCUCCCCCACACUGGAGUCGGAGCAGGCCGCCGCCGGAGAGUCGGGCCAAGGCGCCUCGGGUCCAGAGGCCUCCCUUCCCUCCGGCUCGGAUGCCGACGCCGCCAUCGCCGCCUCUCCGUCUCCAUCCUCCGCUUCCUCGUCGGAGCCCGCCUCUCAUCGGAGGACCGCCGCUUUGGACGGAGGCGCUCCUAUCGCGCCUCCUCCUCGCCAGCCAUGCUCCUCGCUGUCAUCGCUGCAGCAUGACGCGCGGCCCAUCGUCUGUGAGAGGUACAGGGUGGUGGUUUCGUACCCGCCGCAGAGUGACGCCGAACUGGAGCUGAAGGAGGGCGACGUGGUGUUCGUGCACCGCAAGCGCGAGGAUGGCUGGUUCAAAGGCACUCUGCAGCGCAACGGCAGGACAGGACUCUUUCCUGGAAGCUUCGUGGACAGCAUCUAAGCCUCUCCCUGCACACAAUCCUUUUUUUAUUUUUUUUAUUUAUACCCUUAAAUGUGUGCCUUGUACUGUGUAUCACUUUAUUGUACAUAAGGACACAAACAGGAUUUAGUUCCGGACAAUUAGUUAAUAUAGAUAUGUUACCUUUUUUAAAUUAUUUCAACAAAAACUGGUCUUUUUUUUUCUUUUUCCAAGUGGUUCAAAGGGUUAAACUGGCACGUGUCCUCUCUUUUUUUUUUAAACGAGCGAGGCAGUGCAUGUGCAUCUCAGUAAACUCGAACAUGACGCAAUGUGGCAUUUAUUUCACGAGAUGAAUUUAAAAAGUGAAAGUCAUUAAUUACACCGAAAAUUCUUUUCUAAUCUUGAUUGACAGACUGAGCGGGAUGCAACUUGUAUACGGCCCGCCUUGAGACUUGGAAAAACAAAUCAAGCCUCAACGGAACUGCUUGUAAAUUCAUCCGAAGUUCGCUUUCCUACCGUCGUGUUGGACGAGCUGUGCUGCUAAUCAAACGCACCCCGACGUAGCGCUGCUGCAUCAGAGUGACUCAACAUUUCUGUUGCAGUAACCUCACACUCCUUAAUGUGACGCCGCCACCACGACACAACAGAACAUUUGUCUCGCUUUUGUGAACAUGCUGGAAGUUUUUCUAAUAUAUAUGUUGAGAGAGAGAAAGAAUUGUUUUGAUUGAUCCCAUUUUGAUCGUAUUUUUUUUACCUACUUGAAGUACCGUAAGAUUUAUUUUGCAACCCGAGAGAUUUAUUUGUGUUUUUUUAGUAAAAUGAACUACACUCAGCAGUUAGCAUUAGCAAAUAUUUGUUGUCCAUUUUAGCUGUGCACUAUUUCUGUUUGUCUUUAUAAUACAGUGAAACCCUGCAUUUUCCUGGUUGGACUUUAGCAACUUUAUGCCUCCCCCUGAUAGGAAAACAUUUGCUGGACCUUUUUUAGUGUGAACAAAGUGAACCACUGUGAUGAUUUUGUAAUUCACUUUCUUGCUGAAGGCUUCCUUGCAAUAUGACACAAAUUGUUUUCCAAGCAGCCCUUUUUUAUUUUAUAAGGGACUAACAAGGCCACAGAGACGUAAUAUUACAAGGAAAAAAUAUAGACAAAAUUCAUAUGUUGUAGUCUUAAUACUUUGGCUUAGCUGCACACAUUCAGAUCCAGAAUAAAUUAGGCUGGCAAUUCAAUCUUUUUCUACGUUUUUGAGGACGACAAAACAAUUUCACAAUUCUCCUGCUAAGCACUUGAUACACUGUAUAUUUGUUGGUGUUUUAGUUGGUUCGGGGGGGGGCUUUACUUUCACUGUCUGAAAUUGAAAUCAUUUAUGCUCUCUUGUGAAAUUCAGAAAUAUUUGAGGGAAUUGCACAUUUUUAAGAGGCAGUUUAACAAUAAAAGCUAAUGGUUACCAUGA
Messenger RNA from Syngnathus acus (greater pipefish), 4383 nucleotides. RefSeq names its product SH3 domain containing ring finger 1 (gene sh3rf1). The record is from RefSeq and is a predicted model, not a curated record. NCBI's taxonomy places the organism in Eukaryota, Metazoa, Chordata, Actinopteri, Syngnathiformes, Syngnathidae. The transcript has 12 exons. Gene Ontology annotation, molecular function: protein binding. Bases 449 to 2977 code for a protein of 842 amino acids.